Aureobasidium pullulans EXF-150 is the source of this 771-nucleotide messenger RNA. RefSeq lists its product as uncharacterized. The annotation marks the transcript as partial. The record is from RefSeq and is a predicted model, not a curated record. The transcript has a single exon. NCBI's taxonomy places the organism in Eukaryota, Fungi, Ascomycota, Dothideomycetes, Dothideales, Saccotheciaceae.
AUGAAGUUCAUUCUCAGCAUUGCAGCCAUCGCUGCUGUACUUGGUCAAGCUUCUGCCCACUCCUGGGUCGAGGAAAUGCAGAUCAUUGACCCUGCUACUGGUAAUUUCACUGGCGAUUAUGGAUACACUCGUGGCUAUGUUGCUCGCACCGACCCCGGCUUUGGUGGAGAGAGCAUGAAAUACCUUUUGCCUCCUUUGGACUCGGGUCGUACUCGUAUCGACAACACAGACUUGCUCUGCCACCCUUCUCAACGCACAUCCAACUACGACAAUGCAGCAUACCCCCGUCUUUCGGCUACUCCUGGCAGCUUUGUUGCCAUGAAGUAUCUGGAGAACGGCCAUGUCACCUUGCCUCUCACCCAAUCGGGCAAGCCCAAGGCUGGUGGCACAGUCUUUGUUUACGGUACCACUAAGCCCUCUUCAGACGAGAAGAUCGCAGAAGUUCUCAAGUGGAACACUGCCGGCAAUGGAGGUGAUUCGCGCGGAGUUCAACUUGCCGCUCAGAACUAUGAUGAUGGCCGCUGUCAUCAGAUUAAUGGUGAAGCCAUCUCUGUUCAGCGCCAAACCAGCUUCCCUGACAAAGUCGGUGGUCAGUCCGGCACCAAUGUGGAAAUGUGGUGCGAGACUGAUGUUCACAUUCCUACUUCCUACAAGGCUGGCGACACCUUGACGGUCUACUGGGUUUGGCAAUGGCCCUCUGAUCCCGACCCUAAAGUUUACCCCAAUGGCAAGGACGAGUAUUACACGUCGUGCGCCGAAAUCGACAUAGUC